AUGCCGCAGGCAAUUGUUCUAACAACUGAUCCAGCCUUCGUCUACUUUCACCCCACAACGUUUGAAGUUAUUCCCAAAGACGCUCGUGACGUUCCUCUAUAUUCUCAGUUCACUGCGGUAAAGGAGAGAAAACAAUCGCUGAGAACAUGGGUAUCUAUAGGCGGUUGGGCGUUCAAUGAUGCCACGAACUCUCUAAAUACCCAGACAGCAUUCAGCGAUAUGUCAUCGAGUGCAGCAAAUCGCCAAGCCUUUGCAACGUCUCUGAUCCAGUUUAUGAAUACCUAUGGAUUUGAUGGCGUUGAUAUUGACUGGGGGUACCAUGGAGCCGACGAUUGCGGUGGACUCCCAGCCGAUACUGAGAAUUUUGCUCUGCUGCUAAGUGAUCUGAAAGAAGCAUUUGGAGGAAGAUUCUGUAUCAGUGUCACAUUGCCAUCCUCAUAUUGGUAUCUACGCUGGUUCGACCUUCAAGCCAUGGAGAAGUCGGUUGAUUUCUUCAAUCUCAUGUCUUAUGACAUCCAUGGAGUGUGGGAUUCAUCUAGCAAGUUCACCGGCCCAUAUGUGCGUCCACACACCAACUUGACUGAAAUCCGACUCGGUCUUGACUUGACUUGCUUUGACGAAACAACAUUUCGCCCUCGCAACUCAACUUGGUCCUUUGCUGGUAUGGUCGAUCUUUCACACUCAAAGAUUCAUCGUGCAAUAUCCCUGGCUGUAUCUUUAGCGAAGGCGGUACUGCCGGAGAGUGUACGAACUCUGCCGGGAUACUGUCGAAUGCAGAGAUCAGCCGUAUCAUUGCCAGCAAUUCCCUCACCCCCACGAUCGAUCAAGAAGCUGCUGUGA
Messenger RNA from Penicillium cosmopolitanum, 840 nucleotides. RefSeq names its product glycoside hydrolase family 18 protein. Gene Ontology annotation, molecular function: chitin binding. The transcript is spliced from 4 exons. Gene Ontology annotation, biological process: carbohydrate metabolic process. The record is from RefSeq and is a predicted model, not a curated record. The coding region runs from base 1 to 840 and encodes 279 amino acids. Lineage: Eukaryota; Fungi; Ascomycota; Eurotiomycetes; Eurotiales; Aspergillaceae.